Argentina anserina (silverweed cinquefoil) is the source of this 824-nucleotide messenger RNA. Its product is annotated as bifunctional bis(5'-adenosyl)-triphosphatase/adenylylsulfatase FHIT-like. The record is from RefSeq and is a predicted model, not a curated record. NCBI's taxonomy places the organism in Eukaryota, Viridiplantae, Streptophyta, Magnoliopsida, Rosales, Rosaceae. The transcript is spliced from 5 exons. The coding region runs from base 121 to 564 and encodes 147 amino acids. Gene Ontology annotation, molecular function: catalytic activity.
AGAUUAGUACAAAACAAAGAAUUAGUACAGGAUAUUUCAGUGGGCUGCGUGCUCAUUUCACGCUCGUCUUGAGGCAGAGGCAUCAUCCAUACUCCUUUCUCCUCCACCACCUCUACCUAGAUGGCUUUGGAGUCCUAUACAUUCGGGCCGUACAAAAAGGACAACAGGGAAGUGUUUUACAGCACUAAUUUAUCGUAUGCGUUGGUUAAUCUGCGCCCUAUCGUUCCUGGUCAUGUGCUGAUUAUCCCAAGGCGUGAAGUGAAGCGGUUUGCUGAUCUCACUGUUGAUGAGACCACUGAUCUUUGGAUCACAGCGCACAAGAUUGGCAGUCGGCUUGAGAGCUACCACAAAGCAACAUCUCUAACAUUUGGGAUUCAAGAUGGUCCCCAAGCAGGGCAGACUGUACCCCAUGUUCAUAUCCAUAUCCUUCCACGCAAAGAUGAUGCACUCGAUGAAAAGGAGAAGAAAUUAAAGAAGAAGCUUGACUCGGAAAAGGAGAGGAAGGACAGAAGCCUGGAGGAAAUGACCCAAGAAGCAGAUGAAUACAGAAAGCUCUUCUUGUGAAAUGCAAUGGUGAAGUUCAUUCUCUUACUUGCGCUGCUCGACAAACUCCACAGAGAGUACACACUACACAAUGGCAUCAGAAACCUUAGCCUUAAGUAACUGAAUUCCUAAAAUCCAAUUCACCUCCAGUGUGCUGGGAUGAUCAGCUAUCACUGAUUACAAGAAUUUUUGUUCUUUCCUUCUAUAUCCAAUUUACCUCCAGUUAAUGUGGACUCUACAGGGUGGAAUAAGAGGAAGUGAUUAUAAAUAAUUCACAUCAA